This is a messenger RNA of Gigantopelta aegis, 3240 nucleotides long. RefSeq names its product transcriptional protein SWT1-like. Gene Ontology annotation, molecular function: protein binding. NCBI's taxonomy places the organism in Eukaryota, Metazoa, Mollusca, Gastropoda, Neomphalida, Peltospiridae. The transcript has 17 exons. The record is from RefSeq and is a predicted model, not a curated record. Gene Ontology annotation, cellular component: nucleus. The coding region runs from base 77 to 3217 and encodes 1046 amino acids.
UGACUCAAAUAUUCUUGGUGGCUGUUGGCCUGAGCAUUAUGUUGUAUCGGUAUCCAAAAACUAUUGUGAAAUAGUGAUGUCCCAUCCCGCAAACACCAAGCCUCCACUGAGAACCUCGGCCAGUGCAAUAAAGAAACUCACUUUGCCGUUUGGUUGGAUUGUCAAACAGUCCUCCUCCUUCCCGGACCGCAUCUACUACUUCAACACAAACACAGGGGUGUCAACGUGGGAGGUGCCUGAACUCGUCAAGCCUUAUUUGACUCUCCAAGAUAAGCAGCAUGCAACUCGAUGCACUGGUGAUAGCUGGGAUCCCUGCUUUUCACCAUGUUAUGAAUCUGAAAAUGAUGGUUCACCGUUUAGUGGUGGAGGAGGCAGUGAUGUGGACUACCGUGUGUCUGAUCCAGUGUUUAGUGCAUUCCAGAAAAACAUCUACGAGAACAUGAGAUCACAGGCUCCUGCUGAUGACCACGGUGCUCAUUAUUCUGCCCAGGAUGUAGAUCUGAGGAAGGGUCUCAUGCCUCAUUUUUCACAUUCCACCACAACUGGAAGCGUUUCUCGUGACAAACCUAACAUUUCUUCACCGAGUGCUGAAGCAUUAGCAAAGUUUGACAAGGACGAACGGAGGGAAGAAAAUAUGCCAAAACGAGCACUGAAUUAUGAGCAGGUCUACAGUGUUUCAAAUCUUUUAUCAAAUCUACGACAACAACCAACUGAUAAAAAAUAUAAUGACUCUAAUAAGACUGUAAAGCAGAGUAAUCCAGAUAAAAAUAAAAACAAUUCUAAAAGGGAAUCAUUAGAUGUUAAAACCUCCACAUCAAGUGAUGUUCAGCAUUCGGUUGUCGUCCAGUCCAAUCUUUCUUCUACAGUCUUUGUACCAUUUCAUGUCAAGUCGUCAAAUUUUACAAAGUCUGAUGCCGUAAGUAAAAGAAACAGUUCUUGGUCCUCACGUAAUGUAAAGGAAAAGUUGUCAAAAACCAUUUCUGUCAAAUCUCAGGGAUCACUUUAUGUCAAAUCUCGGGGAUCACAUAUGCAAGAGGCUAAAGAAAAAACACUUCCCUUAGAUGUUUCUUUAAAGUCCAAAUCUUUGUCUUCUAAAUCGAAACAACCAAUCUCUUAUGAAGAUUUUUGUGCUCAUGAUGACCUUCCUACAACAUUUGGUUGUAAUUCACCAAAGAAAUUAAAAAGUACAAAAAGAAGACAAAUCAUUAAUUCUAAAAAGGUUGAAAAGGUGGCGGCGGAUCCUACAGAUUUGAGACAUAAAUUGGCAAGUAGAGAUCAGAGGCAGGAAAUGAAGCAAGACAAACCUAACAGUAACACUGAAUCUUGUAAACUGCUGGAUUUAUCACAUCCAGAUGGCAGAAAGCCAUGGACCCAAAAACGUAAGAGUUCAGAGUUUUCUGAGGAUCUGGAAUCCAAAAGUUUUAAAAAUAGCAAAUUGACCACCACAGUAGUUCAGUCAGUUUGUGAAUCCAGAGAAAAAGUAUCUCAGUCAGCUAGUCAUAAAACUGACGCAGUUAAGAAACCCAAAUCGUCUGUAUCAGCAUCACUGAAAACUAGUGAGGUGGACAAAUGGCAGCCAGUGCCUGUAGAUAGGAACAGUGACAAGCAAGAAAGUAGAAAGAACAAGUUGCUCGAUCCACAUCAGUUGGUAGUUCUGAACAAAAACAAUUCUGGUAAAACAUUGUUGCAAAGAGCAAUUCAUGGGAAAGUUACAAAGGUUACCAAAAGAAAUAAUGCAGUAUCUGAUAUUCGGAAUGUCAUUGCUGACAUGGGUACUAUUAAAAAGGUAAUUUCUGUAAAACCAGUGACACAGGAAUGUACCUCCAGUGAUCAUUUCAACAGAUCUGAAAUACAGGCAGCUGUACAGUCAUGGGUUGAUGUCAGUAGUGCACGAGUGAACCCUGACACCAGUAGGACUGCUGCUUCUUGCAGUACGACUUUUGAAACGGAAGAGGCUGAUCGAAGGAUUGUGGUUCCCAGUUGCACUGUAUCUCCCUUCUUUGUGAAUGACAGGGAAUAUUUGACUGGUCAUAGUUGUUCACCCAUGGUAGAUGCAUCUUUAUGUGUAAAUGAAGACUUGAGGGAUGAUGUCUGUGACAUGGAAGUGGAUGAGGAAGACCCCCAAAUGAUUGUUGAUAAGCUUCGAGAAUUCAGACAAGAGUUAAAAUUUCAUCAGAAUGAGGCAGUGGGUGAACUAACCCAGACAGUGUCGAGUAACUCUGCAGAGGUCAAGGAAGAAUCCAAGUCAUCCAAACUUGUUGACAAGACUCUCUAUAUUGUGAUAGACACAAAUAUUCUCAUACAUGAUCUGAAGUUUGUUACAGAACUUCGGGAUACAAAACUUAAAGGUUUUGGUCUGCCAUAUCUUCUUAUUCCGUGGGUUGUUAUGCAAGAGUUGGAUUGUCUCAAAGAUGCUAAACCACAGUAUAUGUCUCUGCGUGGACAGCGGAAGGCUCAAUUGGCAGUGUCCUAUUUGUUUGCUUGUUUCCAGUCCAGACAUCCUCGAGUUCAGGGACAAAGCUCAAAAAAGGCAAGUGAAACUCUUGAGAGUUUACGGAUUGAAUGUAAUGAUGACCGUGUUCUGCAAGCAGUUCAUCAGUGCAUGAAGGACAAUCCUCAUUCAUGUGUGGUACUGCUGUCUGGAGAUAAAAACCUGUGCAAUAAGGCUAUUGUGAAUGGCAUUGACGUCUUUGGAAGAGAGACUCUGUUGAAAGGCCUAUCAAAUCUUCUGAACAACUGUCACAAAAGUGGACUUACAUCAUUGGCUGUUAAAAGUCCAGGAUGUUUUGCAGCAUCACCAAGUAGAAUAUGUGAUGAUGACCUCUCUCCCAUCUCACAAAACAUCUCGUCACCUUCAGCUGUCCCAUCUGCUCACUCACAGAUGGAAAUUGUAGAUGACGUCUUGUGUUCAGCCAAGGUUGUCAUCAGAGAUGGAUUUGGCACUGUGCUCCAGACUGAGAUGGAGGAGGCGUUUGGAAACAUGUGGCUUCAGAUUGUGUAUAAGAAACCACCAUGGUCUGCCUAUGAUGUGAUGAUGUGCUUUCAGAAGCAUUGGAUAGCAGUUUUUGGUUUAGUGUUCAACAGAAGAUUGUUGAAUUCUGUAGCUGAAAUGGUGACCAAGCUCUCUCCUACAGAAGGUUUGCAAAUGGAAGGCCUUAGUGAAUUGCUGCGAGAAGCCCUGGUCCUCCUCAGUGAAUUUAAAAAGAAAUCAGAGUAAAUUGUUUUGUCUUUAAAGAUUUC